CCGGGACUGAAAAUGGCGGCAGUAGGCAGCCCAGGUUCGCUUGAGUCCGCUCCACGAAUAAUGCGGCUGGUCGCUGAGUGCAGUCGCUCCGGAGCUCGGGCGGGUGAGCUGCGGCUGCCGCAUGGAACGGUAGCCACCCCUGUGUUCAUGCCUGUGGGUACACAGGCCACCAUGAAGGGUAUCACCGCGGAGCAGCUGGAUACCCUGGGCUGCCGCAUCUGCUUGGGCAACACCUACCAUCUGGGGCUGAGGCCGGGUCCGGAGCUGAUCCGGAAAGCCCAGGGUCUUCAUGGCUUCAUGAAUUGGCCCCACAAUCUGCUAACGGAUAGCGGCGGCUUCCAGAUGGUGUCCCUCUUCUCCCUGUCCGAGGUGACGGAGGAGGGCGUCCACUUCCGCUCGCCCUACGAUGGAGAAGAGACACUUUUGAGCCCAGAGAGGUCGGUGGAAAUCCAGAAUGCUCUGGGCUCGGACAUCAUCAUGCAGUUGGACCAUGUGGUGAGCAGCACAGUGACAGGCCCUCUAGUGGAGGAGGCCAUGCACAGGUCAGUCCGCUGGCUGGACAGAUGCAUCGCAGCCCAUAAGCACCAGGACAAGCAGAACCUCUUUGCCAUCAUCCAGGGUGGACUGAAUGCUGAUCUUCGGACCACUUGCCUGAAAGAGAUGACCAAGAGAGAUGUGCCGGGCUUCGCCAUCGGAGGUCUGAGUGGAGGAGAGAGCAAGGCGCAGUUCUGGAAGAUGGUGGCAUUGAGCACCUCCAUGCUGCCUAAGGACAAGCCACGAUACCUGAUGGGGGUUGGCUAUGCCACCGAUUUGGUGGUCUGCGUGGCUCUUGGAUGUGACAUGUUCGACUGUGUGUACCCCACACGGACAGCGCGCUUUGGAUCCGCCCUUGUGCCCACUGGGAACCUUCAGUUGAAGAAGAAGCAGUAUGCCAAGGAUUUCAGUCCCAUAAACCCUGAGUGUCCCUGUCCCACCUGCCAGACGCACAGCCGAGCCUUCCUGCAUGCCCUGCUACACAGUGACAACACUACAGCGCUACACCACCUAACCGUGCACAACAUUGCCUAUCAGCUGCAGCUCCUGAGUGCCGUGCGCAGCAGUAUCUUGGAACAGCGCUUUCCUGACUUUGUACGAAACUUCAUGCGCACCAUGUAUGGUGACCACAGCCUCUGUCCUGCCUGGGCCAUUGAAGCACUGGCCUCUGUGGGAGUCACGCUCACAUGACCUGGUUGCUGGGGAAGGACACUGGGGUAUGGGGAAUUCUGAAGGAUUCUUUUUUAUAAAAGAUUUUGUUACUACUUUUUGUUUUCA
Messenger RNA from Mus caroli (Ryukyu mouse), 1311 nucleotides. RefSeq names its product queuine tRNA-ribosyltransferase catalytic subunit 1 (gene Qtrt1). The record is from RefSeq and is a predicted model, not a curated record. Gene Ontology annotation, molecular function: tRNA-guanosine(34) queuine transglycosylase activity. NCBI's taxonomy places the organism in Eukaryota, Metazoa, Chordata, Mammalia, Rodentia, Muridae. Gene Ontology annotation, cellular component: cytosol.